AUGGUCUCAGCACCCAAACCACCGACUGCUCUGCAGGUCAGUUCCCGCAAGCCCGGCUGUGUUUGGCUCUUACAGCUUGUUGCCCGUGGACUCGCUCUCGCUUCAGCUUUGGGUCUUCCGAGCCCCGGAAUGGCGGCAGUGGUCGACAGACUGAAAGCGGUGUACUGAGGCCUCACGUUCUUCUCUUUCGAUCUAUUCAGAUUGCAGUAUUGGUGGCCGUCAUGCUCGUUGCAGGUGCGUGCAACGUGCCGCUCUUCUCCUUUUUUCCACUCGUCGCUCACGACGUCAUCGAAGAGCGCCAUCGCACAACUCGUCACUGUUACUGAUCCACUUUUGGGCGAAUCCCUUCCCAUCAUACCCCAUUCCUCACAGGUACAUCCAAUAGCGUCUUCUCAAAAUGGCAAGACAUGCAAUGCGUAGCCAACUGCGACGACCCUGCGCGCAAAAAGGUGUACGAGCAACCCGUCUGGCAAACAGCAACCAUGUUCCUCGGCGAAACCCUCUGCCUCGUCGCCUUCAAAAUCAUCAACUCGAAAUACAACCCUUACAACCCCUCCCGGCGAAGAGUCGCUUCCGCCUCUGCACGAGUAGCCGCGAGUCAUUCCCAAUCGGCUCGACUCGCUUCGGCGCCACUUUCGAGGCCGGACGAGUCGGCGUUCAACUUCAACGAGUCGGCUAUCAGUUUGCGAGGUGAUGAGGAAGAGGAAGGGAUCAAGGCUGCUCAGAUGGCGGCGAAGCAGGCGGAGGAGAACCCGUUCGCCUGGGAGAGGGCGAUCUUGUUCUGGGGACCGGCUUGCUGCGAUAUCUGUGGAACGACGGCGAGUGAGUGGAGCCUAUCAUGCUGGAUGUGCCGAGUCGAUCGGAUUGACUGAUUACCGUCUACCCCUAUGCAGUGAAUGUGGGGCUGCUGUUUGUUCCCGUCUCGAUCUACCAAAUGCUCCGAGGCGCCUUGGUGCUGUGGGUCGGCGUGUUGUCGCUGCUCUUCCUCGGCCGCAAGAUGACAACGUCACAAUGGUCCUCGCUCGCGACGGUCAUGGCCGGUGUAGCCGUAGUCGGCUGCUCGUCCCUGCUCGACGCGCCGAAGAAAGAGGUGCAGUCGACCGCCGCGGACGAGCCCGCCGUGAGCCCGCUCGUGGGCGUCUGCCUCAUCCUCGUCGCACAAGUCUUCACGGCUUCGCAGUUCGUCCUGGAGGAAAAGAUCAUGGAACAUCAAGCCGUCGAGCCUUUGCUCGCGGCCGGUUUCGAAGGCUUCUUCGGUCUAUCGACGACGAUCACCGGUCUGCUCAUUCUACACGUCUUCAUUGGAUCAAAACCUUCUGGCCAAGGCGGCUACUUUGACGCGCCUGAAGGCUGGCAUCAGAUCGUGUCUAAUCCUUCGAUUUGGAGUUCUAGUAUCGCCAUCGCCAUCUCGAUUGCUUUGUUCAACUUUUGCGGACUCGCCGUCACGCGCACUCUGUCCGCGACGUCUCGCUCGACUAUCGAUACCUCCCGGACCUUGCUUAUUUGGCUCGUGUCCAUGUCGCUAGGGUGGGAACACUUCAAGUGGCUGCAAGUCAUUGGCUUCGGCCUACUCGUCUACGGCACCUUCGUCUUCAACGGGAUCACGCAGUUCCCCAAGUGGACCGGAUUACGAGAUACACCUCAACCCAUCACCGUCAUCCUCCCCGCUUCGGACGACGAGCUCUCAGACGGCGACGACGACGAAGAUGUGGACGAUCACCUCUCGCAUUCGAAUAGCUCUUUGGGGAGGUCACGUUCCGUCGAUACGAGUGGUCGUCCGGUGACGAAGCGGUCGGGAUCAGGGAGGAGAGGAGAGGUCAGCCCACUGCUCAAGAACAUUGACGAGUCGUGA
Messenger RNA from Microbotryum saponariae, 1852 nucleotides. The record is from the annotation of a GenBank genome assembly. NCBI's taxonomy places the organism in Eukaryota, Fungi, Basidiomycota, Microbotryomycetes, Microbotryales, Microbotryaceae.